Cavia porcellus (domestic guinea pig) is the source of this 822-nucleotide messenger RNA. RefSeq names its product WAS/WASL-interacting protein family member 3-like. The transcript has a single exon. Bases 118 to 822 code for a protein of 234 amino acids. NCBI's taxonomy places the organism in Eukaryota, Metazoa, Chordata, Mammalia, Rodentia, Caviidae. The record is from RefSeq and is a predicted model, not a curated record.
GCCGUGCAGGCCGCCCUGCCCGGCCUGCAGCUCGCCUUCGCGCUGAGCUCCUUCCACUUGCAGGAGCCGCUGGCCGUGGCCCGCCAGGGCCCCCAACACCCCGAAGCCGCCGACUCGAUGGGCCACGCAGCCUCGCGGCCUCUGAGCUCCACACUCGCCUCGGAGAGGCCGCAGCCCAAGAGAAGGAAGAAGAGCGGCACGCAGCGCCAGUCCGCCUUCCAGCCGGUGCAGGGCAGACACGGAGAGAUCCGCGCCUUCGUGCCCAGGCAGGGGCCGCUCAACCUGCCCCCGCCGGACCUGCCCCCGCCGGACCCGCAGCCGCCGUCCAACUUCAUGUUCUGCCCGGAUGCUGCCCAGGAUUCUGCACCAGCUACGCCAGGCCAGAGCAAGGCCACCUCCCGGCCACUAACGCUGCUGCAGCCACCACCGCUGCUGCCUCGCUGCAAGCCGCCCCGAUGCAACUCACCCAGCUCCAGGCCGCCCAGCUGCAAGCCCACUCAGCUGCAAGCCGCCCAGAUGCAAGUCGCCCAGCUGCAAGCUGCCUCGCUGCAGCUUGCCCAUAUGCAAGCUGCCCCGCUGCAAGUCGCCCAGCUGCAAGUCGCCCAGCUGCGAAUUGCCCCGCUGCAGGCCACCCUGCUGCCCUGUUGGGUGCCUCAGGCUUUCCUGCCCUUGCCAGAGCCUAGGCUCAGGCCUGUGCCACAGGCACCCUGUUUCUCCCAGCCUGUGCAGCCUGCCAGGGCCCCCAGGCCCCCAAGAAUGAGGGUCCUGGCACCUCCGUCCUCUUCUCAGGCCCGGGGCUCCUCCUCACCACCACCACCAUAG